Molecule: messenger RNA, 1480 nt
Organism: Xylona heveae TC161
Lineage: Eukaryota; Fungi; Ascomycota; Xylonomycetes; Xylonales; Xylonaceae
Exons: 3
Coding region: 261-1205 (314 amino acids)
Biological process (GO): protein import into mitochondrial intermembrane space
Cellular component (GO): mitochondrial intermembrane space
Molecular function (GO): protein-disulfide reductase activity
Source: RefSeq, a predicted model, not a curated record
CGAGUGGUGAGGUUAGUGCGUGGUUAGAAGCGGAAAAAUAGCCGAAACGCGAAUGGAUUGCUGUCCGGAAAGGAAACUCGAGCGCAAUUGCUGACAAAAUUCCCGAGAGGCCGGUCCUCUGGACAUGAAGUAAUUGAAGACAGUCUGCCAACAGGGAACGUUUCCCCAUCGCAAUUGCUCUAUUUUCGUCUCACAAAGCUUGGACCAAACAGCACAGUGCUACUUCAGCACAUAUUUCGUGCAAUUGAGGUCUGUCCAUCAUGUUUAGAGCUACGACGCGCUCUGGCCUUGUACGGUCACUACCGUCACCUUCUUAUCGUGCCUCCGCCGCGCGGCGUUUUCUAAGCACUGCUCCCCCUGCGCAGAAGUCGCGGAGUUGGAAGAGCAGCGCGGUUCGAUGGGGAUUGGCUAUUGGUGGAAUUUACUAUUACAAUACCAACACUGCCUUCGCUGAGGAGCUUCUCCCUUCUUCUUCACCCCAAGUUCCCGUGAACAACGAGACUGCCGAACCGGCUCUGACACUGGAGUCAAUUGCGGCGUCGCGGAAAAAGCAAGCCCAAGCUACACCGGCUCCGACAGAAACUGCGCCCGAACCUGCGCCCGAGAGCCCGGAACCCUCCAAGAGUCCGCAAGAAUACGAAGAGGAAGCUGCACAACAGGGCGCUUUCAAUGAAGAGACUGGCGAGAUCAACUGGGACUGCCCUUGCCUAGGUGGCAUGGCUCAUGGCCCUUGUGGAGAGGAGUUCAAGGAGGCUUUCAGCUGUUUCGUUUUCUCCCAGGAGGAGCCCAAGGGAAUGGACUGCAUAGAGAAGUUCAAGGGCAUGCAAGACUGCUUCCGCAAGUAUCCCGAAGUUUACAGCGCUGAGCUUGAGGAUGACGAGGAAGCACCGGCUCCUGCGCAAGAGGAGAUUGACGCCAAUGCUGGAGCCGUUGAAUCUGGCGCUCUGCCAAAUAUCCCCCCGCCUUCUGCUGCGCCGCGUCUCGAUGGUGUGCCCCCUCACCCUGAGGGUCGAGCUGAGAAGCUUGCCCAUCUCGCUACCGGCUCCCAGCACGAGGUUACCCCUGACGAAUUAAAGGAAGCAAGACGGGAGCGGUCGAAACAUGCCGCUGAGCAGGUCAAGCGGGAUCACGACGAGGCCAUCGCGGAGCGCGGUGCCAUCCCCACGGAGUGGCACGACAUGCGAUCCAGUAACGAGGGCAAAUAAUCUAGCCACUUUCGAAUCGUGGUGAAAAGCUUUUCACUAUAUGGGCGUCCAAAGACAACACGAAUCAGACGAAAACAGCAUUGGUCACUCAUGUAUUAUAUGGUGUGCGGUAUGUGUAUGUUCUGCAUAGAUAUACACUGAAUCUCACAUCUGGCGCAAGCCAAUAUAAUGUAUACUUAUGUAGGGGCUCGGAGUGGAACACGUCGUUAACUCAAGCAUUUGCAAGCGUACAUAGUCGACAAAAGAAACCAGUAAAUAAUAAAACGCAACUCUCC